AUGACUCAAAAGAUUGAUUUACAAGACAUCACUGAUCCUAUUAUUAACAGCGUACAUGAAGAGAAUGUUGUUCGAGAUUUAGAAGGGAAUUUUCAUGAUACUGAAGAUGAAGAACAAAUGAAGAACAAACCAUUUAAAGAAGAUUAUUUCGAUUAUAUGAUUUAUUCAGUGAGAGGACACUACAACAAAGCUAAAGUAAUAAUGUCUUAUUCGUUUAAUACUGAGAAAUUUUCUAAAUCAGUAUUGUUACUUAUUUCAGGAUUAUUUAUCUUUUUUGCGGUGGCAAGUUCUACAAUAUCAACCAUUAUAGGUAUUAUUGAUUCACAACACAUUUUUGAACAUUUAUUUUUUGUUAAAUUAACUCAUUUAAUAAUUUCUUCCCCAUUCAACCGUACAAUACCUUCCUAUUCUUCAAUCAAAUUAUAUCUAGUAAUAGGGAUAUGUAUUGUUAUUAGUUUAACAUCACUAUACUUAUUUCAAUCUAUUCUCUCUUUUCCAAUGCAGACACUUGGGCAGUCUAUGAAAUUUAUUCCAAUAAUUCUUCUUCGUCCAAUAUUUAGAAUUCCACUUAAACAAAAUGAUUUGAUCAUUGGAGUAGUUACACUAUCAACUAUCUUUGUAUUUGUGAUUGUGAGUAAUGCUAGUAUAACUUCAUUUAUAUUAUUGAUGUUAUACAUUACUUUUGAUGCAAUGGUAAUGGUUCUUCAAUCAAAACACUUUACAAUAGAUGAUUAUUAUGCCAAAUUAUUUUAUCCAUCUGUCUUUUCUGUUAUAAUAUUCUUAAUCCUUUCAUUACUUCUUCAAAACGAUUUGAUAAUUAGUCACUAUUAUCUCUGUAUAUUCAACUGUUUAUCUUCAGCAAUGACUCAAAUAACUAACCAAAUAUUAAUGAAACAUACUCGUGGAAAAAUAUGGAUGAACACACUUCACGUUUUUCGACAAUUUGUAAAACUAUGUUAUUCUUUUCUUUUUAUUCAAAACCUAACAUCCCUUCAAUUUUUGUCUUCAGUUCUUGUGUUUUUAUGUUUGUUCCUCCACGGUGUGUCUUUUAAAAUACCAAAAAGAUUUGACCAACAAGACAGUAUAACUUAUACCUCUUAG
Messenger RNA from Entamoeba dispar SAW760, 1101 nucleotides. RefSeq lists its product as uncharacterized. The transcript has a single exon. Bases 1 to 1101 code for a protein of 366 amino acids. The record is from RefSeq and is a predicted model, not a curated record. NCBI's taxonomy places the organism in Eukaryota, Evosea, Mastigamoebida, Endamoebidae.